AUGUUUGAAUCAGUAGAAAAGAAAACAUUUAAUAGUAUUGGAGAUAAAAACACAGGAUAAAGAAAUUCAAGGAUCCAAAAUAAUUCAGAUAAUAGGUCGUCAAGCAAAUCAGGUUUUUUAUCUAAAACUUCCACAAGUAAGGUUACUUUUAACAUGCAGUCAUCUGAAAAAUAAGAAAUUGAAAAAGAUUUUGAAAUGCUGAAAAGAUUUUAAAAGAACCCGAAGAUAGCAAAUUACUCAAAAAAAAAUAGCAUAGAUCCAGAGAUCCUAAAUUCUUAUGAUGAAAAGAGUAUUUCAGAUUACUAUGGAACUCUAAAUCAUAUAAAGGAGUUAUAAACUCCACAUAUCCGCACUUUAAACACAAAUGUAUAGCUUGAUUGUCUUUUCAGUAGAGUAGAAGAAAAAUCUAAUAUCAUGAGUUCCCCUCAAAAAAUGGUAACUCCAAUCAAGUAGAUAAGAUUAAAUACGGCAAAUAGCACUUCUAAAUCCAGCGCUAAACUGAGGUAGAAUACUAUUCAAGAAUGGGAAUAAAUACAAGCAAAUAAUAAACUUCACAACAAAAAAAUAACUCCAAGAAAAAGAUUUGAUAACUCAUCUGUAGAGAAGCUAGAUACUUCUCAAUCAAACAGGAAUUUAUCUCGCUAAUUAUCUAAAGCAACGUAGCAAAAAAUAAAAGAGUCUGCAAGUUAAAUUGUAACACUUCCUGGUGGAAAUACAAAUAAAAUUUUAUAAGAUGUGGUAAACAUUUUAGAUUAAGGCGACUAAUCACCUAAUCAGAAGCUUUAUAAUAACUAUUUAAAAAUGCAAGAUUUAAAUAAAUAGAGCUCAAAUAAAAGCAAAAAAAACGAUUCAAGUAAUAUUAACUCUAUCAUGGGAAGCCCUAAAAACUGUAAUGAUUAUGAACAGCAAAACUAAUUUAGCUAAAAAUCUAAUUUGUUUUCUAAAUUUUUUAAAUCUGUAAAUCAAAGCCAUAAAAUUGAAAGUAAGUAGAAAUAAGAAACAUACAUUUCUAUGUAUAAAUAGGACUAUAUGCCUAAAACUAAGCUUGUAGAUAUAGACCUAUAGUCAUAAUAAUUGAAAAAAUAAUAAAGAAAACUUACAAAUAAUUUAUAAAUUUCUACAGCCUAUAAUGAACCAAAAGAAAAUAACAUAUAAUUUACAAAUAUUGUUAAUAAAGCUAAAGAAACUGAAAAUAUCUCUCAACCAUAACUCUCGAAUUAUCAAUUACAAUAAUCCCCACAAUUAUAAGGAGGAUCUUAUCAAAAAAACAAUUAAAAUUUUGAAAAUAAAUUGUAGAAAAUAUAAUAAUUUAAAGAAAAUAACACUUUUACACUUUAAAAUUUAGAGUAGUCUUAGUAAGGCAAUAAUAUUAUAAUACAUGCAUGA
Tetrahymena thermophila SB210 is the source of this 1386-nucleotide messenger RNA. RefSeq lists its product as hypothetical. The record is from RefSeq and is a predicted model, not a curated record. NCBI's taxonomy places the organism in Eukaryota, Ciliophora, Oligohymenophorea, Hymenostomatida, Tetrahymenidae. The transcript has 2 exons.